GCGAGAGCAGGACGUUGGUGUCAUGUGUUGAUUGUCAUUGCGUGAAGCUGCCCGCCUCGGGCCUCCUUGGGGCAGUGGCUGGUAUCGGUCUCAGUCCUAGAGCGCGGUGAGCCACAGUCUCAUCCGUGUUUGCAGAAUUGGCGCCCUCGGUAGUUGGGGAAAUGGCGAUGACACUGUUGGAAGACUGGUGCAGGGGGAUGGAUGUGAACUCCCAGAGAGCCCUGCUGGUCUCGGGGAUCCCGGUAAACUGUGAUGAGGCUGAGAUCGAAGAGACCCUCCAGGCUGCGAUGCCCCAGGUGCCCUAUCGAGUGCUCGGGAGAAUGUUCUGGAGGGAAGAGAAUGCUAAAGCAGCCUUGUUGGAGCUCACUGGCGCUGUCGACUACGCUGCGAUCCCCCGAGAGAUGCCGGGCAAAGGAGGGGUCUGGAAAGUGAUCUUUAAGCCCCCGACUUCGGAUGCUGAAUUUCUAGAAAGGCUACACCUCUUCCUAGCUAGGGAAGGGUGGACCGUGCAAGAUGUCGCCCGUGUCCUCGGGUUUCAGAACCCUGCUCCGGCCCCAAGCCCAGAAAUGCCAGCAGAGAUGCUAAACUAUAUUUUGGAUAAUGUUAUUCAGCCUCUUGUUGAAUCCAUAUGGUACAAGAAGCUGACGCUGUUCUCGGGGAGGGACAUCCCGGGGCCUGGGGAGGAGACCUUUGAGGCCUGGCUGGAGCACACUAAUGAGGUCAUAGAGGACUGGCAGGUGUCUGAUGUAGAGAAGAGGCGGCGAUUGCUGGAGAGUCUUAGAGGCCCCGCCGCUGAUGUCAUUCGCAUCCUCAAGAACAACAACCGAGCCAUAACCACCGCCGAAUGCCUGAAGGCGCUUGAGCAGGUGUUUGGGAGCGUCGAGAGCUCUAGGGAUGCGCAGGUCAGAUUUCUAAACACUUAUCAGAACCCGGGAGAAACGUUGUCUGCUUAUGUCAUUCGUCUGGAGCCUCUGCUGCAAAAGGUGGUGGAGAAGGGGGCCAUUGAUAAAGAUAACGUGAACCAGGCCCGCCUGGAGCAAGUCAUUGCCGGGGCCAACCACAGCGGGGCUAUCCGAAGGCAGCUGUGGCUGGCCGGGGCUGGGGAAGGGCCAGCCCCUAACCUCUUCCAGUUGCUGGUGCAGAUCCGCGAGGAGGAGGCCAAAGAGGAAGAGGAGGAGGCUGAGGCCGCCCUCCUGCAGUUAGGCCUGGAAGGGCACUUCUGAGUCCCAGGAAAGGGGGCUCUAGUGCAUACCUACAUCACAUCUGCUUUCGUGGUUCCUGUGCGGUCUUAAUGGUGUGGUGUCUCUGAGUAGUAAAGACUUAGCCGCGUUCUGUUUAUGUUUUUGUCUUUUGGCGGGCGGGGGAGUCAGGCCUGUAUAU
Messenger RNA from Cynocephalus volans (Philippine flying lemur), 1380 nucleotides. It is a transcript of the gene PNMA1, whose product is annotated as PNMA family member 1. Bases 162 to 1223 code for a protein of 353 amino acids. The record is from RefSeq and is a predicted model, not a curated record. The transcript has a single exon. NCBI's taxonomy places the organism in Eukaryota, Metazoa, Chordata, Mammalia, Dermoptera, Cynocephalidae.